CAUAGCAAUCAUUUGGUUUUGGUUCUGAACUGUUCUGAAAGGAUCAAAAGUAGAAGCUUCAACUGCCGCAUCAAUCGUAUUCAGUACCCCGGAACAUCACGCUCUUCCAAACGCUAUGCAAUCAACGUGGUCUAAAAUGGUCUCCCGGGGCCAAGAGAAAGAAACCGAUCCAAACGAUUGCGUUAGCUUUGAAUAUAAAGGUCGUACUAUCACAAUGUCACGGCAGGAAUACGAGCGACCCUUUACUAAGCAGGAAAUCGAAUUGUCAAAGUAUCACAAGAGUGAUGGAAAUAUUUUGCUAAAAUCAACGGUUGACUCAAGAACGAAACCGUCUGCGUUAAAUCACUCCAAACCAAACCAAUCCUCCAAUGCGAAGCGUUUGCAACCUUGUAGUUCGACAUAUCCUUCUUCCACAACACUAACUCAAAAGGAAACAAAUGGUAUGGAUGAAAGUUUAGAGUACUUCGAAAACCUUGAGAGAAAAUUCCGACAGAGUUUGAACGUACCGCAAACCACCAUGGCCGAAGAAUUGUCUUCAAAAAAGAACGACGAAAAUAAGAUUCAUUCAGAGGACAACAUCUUUACUCUUGAUGACCUUAUUGAAAGCAAAGAAACCGUCAUUGAACACCCUAACACAAGUAAACCAUCCUUGCAGAACACAAUUGCUUCCGACAUCUAUGAACCUUCGAGCACUACGAAUAUCGCCGACGCAACGUCCAUCGAUAGUAUGAAAGUGCGAAAAUCGGAAGAAGUCACCGUCAAAUUGGUUCAACUGAAAUCCAAAGUGGUGAAUCUGAUCGAUCAAACCAUCAGCCAGAUUGAAUCGGGGGAGAACCUUUCGAAGCCUCCCGUACUUCAUCCAAGUGGGGACGGAUCAACGCUUGAUCAUCGGGCUCAGAACUUUGAAGUUUUUAAAACGGAUUCGUUCAUACGGAGUCGCAAAGAAAUACGCACCCGGCUGUACCGGGAAAUCAGGACGGUGUUGAAGCGCCUGGAGGACUUGGAUAAGCUGGAAUGAACAGUGGAUUUUAUUCUAUUUUUAUGGCUCAUAUUUUUAUACUGCUUUACAAUCUAAUGAUUCAAUAAACCCAUUAUACUAGC
Armigeres subalbatus is the source of this 1101-nucleotide messenger RNA. RefSeq lists its product as uncharacterized. The record is from RefSeq and is a predicted model, not a curated record. The transcript has 2 exons. NCBI's taxonomy places the organism in Eukaryota, Metazoa, Arthropoda, Insecta, Diptera, Culicidae. Bases 116 to 1018 code for a protein of 300 amino acids.